Molecule: messenger RNA, 873 nt
Organism: Hordeum vulgare subsp. vulgare (domesticated barley)
Lineage: Eukaryota; Viridiplantae; Streptophyta; Magnoliopsida; Poales; Poaceae
Product: guanosine deaminase-like
Exons: 4
Coding region: 531-845 (104 amino acids)
Biological process (GO): purine nucleoside catabolic process; tRNA wobble adenosine to inosine editing
Molecular function (GO): zinc ion binding; guanosine deaminase activity; tRNA-specific adenosine deaminase activity
Source: RefSeq, a predicted model, not a curated record
AGCGACGACCAAACACCAGUCCCGCAGGGUCUCCCCUUUCCUUUCCUCCCCCCGUUAAUUCCCACGGACGGACGGGCAAGACCCACAGUAGGCAUCUCGUCGCUCACUCCGCCGCCGCCGCCGCUCCGCUCCUCCUCCUACCUCGCCAAUCGCCAUGGAGGAAGCCAAGGGUACGCUCUGCCGCCGUGCAUCAGUUAUUACCUCGCGGGUCAGAUUGUUCGGUGCCCUGCUCAGUUCAGCGCUGCAAGUUCAACUGUCCAAGGGGCCGGAUUUGGAAUUAGAAGCGUAACAAGUCACGGCCGGUCCUGCGUUUCUUAAAUCUGCGUUUGUGAAAUUAGAGCAGAGGAGGCGGCCAUGUACGAGGACUGAAAAAACUUGUCUGUGUUGCUGAGUGCGCUGCACAUGAUAGGGAGCACAAGUUCUUGUCGAUAGCGGUGGAAGAAGCCUACCGAGCAGUCGACCGCGGCCAUGGACGCCCAUUUGGCGCAGUCGUGGUCCGCAACGACAAAGUGGUGGUCAGUUGCCAUAACAUGGUUGUGAAGAACACCGAUGCAACCGCCCAUGCCGAAGUAACUGCAAUAAGAGAGGCUUGCAAGAAGCUCGGCAAGACCGACUUGUCGGACUGCGAAAUGUAUGCUUCCUGCGAACCUUGCCCGAUGUGUUUUGGCGCUGUCCGUCUGUCCCGGAUCAAGAGGCUUGUGUAUGGAGCCACGGCAGAAGCUGCUAUUGCCAUGGGAAGCUGCUACCAGAAUGCUAACCUGGAGAUAAAGCGAGCAGAUGGGAACGAAGCCCUGCUUGCUGAACAAGUGUUUGAGAACACCAAGGGGAAAUUUCAAAUGUACUAACAGUGUGUAGAUAUAGACGGCAUUGAUG